CCCGCCCCUCCUGAACCCGGAAAGGCCCGAGUCGCCUCCCGGCCGCGCAGGGGGCCCGGACUCCGACCCCUGGGGCCUCGCGCGCCGGGGCAGCUGCGGGGGCGGCUGCGGGGGCUACGGCCACGCCUUCCUCCUGCACCACCUGCGACUGGGAGCUCCGUCCGGUCCCCGCGGCCCGCGGCACAGACGCCCUGGGGGCAGGCGGGUGACACUGCUGGGGGCUGCCGAGGUAAUCAUGGCACAUAAAAGACAUAGGGAAAAACGAGUUUUGGAUCCUUGGUCAAAUGAAGAAGUAACGAAAAAUGAACUAAGAAAGAGACUAACUGACAGAUUCACAAAGGAAAAUAUUCAACUAAAGGAGGAGAUCCAAAGGCUCGAAGCUGAGUUACAAGAGGCCACUAGAAACUCCCAGAUUAAAGAGGAUAUUCCUGAAACAAAGGUGAAGUUCACAUCUUUAGAGAACCCUGAGACUGACAGCCAGUUUUUAAACAUCUCCUGUUCAUUUCAAGUGAGCUCGCCAAUUUUUUAUGAGCUACAGAAAGGGCAAGCUCUUAUCACCUUUGAAAGAGAAGAAGUUGCCCAAAAUGUCAUCAGGAUGGGGAAACAUCGUAUACAUAUAGAAGAUGUAGAUGUGGAGGUUGUGGCCAAGCCAGUUCCAUUAAAUUCAGGAGUCAGAUUCCAGGUCCAUGAAGAAGUGUCUAAGGUGAAGAUCAAUGUUAGUGAAAUUCCCGACGCACUGCCUGAGGACCAGAUGAGAGACAAGCUGGAACUGAGCUUCUCUAAGUCCCGGAACGGAGGUGGAGAAGUGCUGUGUGUGCAGUACCAUAGGCCAUCCCACAGCGCCGUGGUCACCUUUAUGGAGGCUGGAGUUGCUGACAAGAUUUUGAAAAAGAAAGACUAUCCGCUUUAUAUAAAUGAAAACUGCUACAACGUCAUUGUUUCUCCAUACACAGAAACACAUUUGAAACAGUUUCAGAUGUUUUCGGGAAUAUCGGAAAGGACGGUGCUUCUGACUGGGAUGGAAGAUCUUCAGAUGAUGGAUGAAGAAAUUUUGCAGGAUUUAGUUAACAUUCACUUUCAGCGGGAGAAGAACGGAGGUGGAGAAGUAGAAGUGGUCAAAUGUGCUCUAGACCAACCUUGCAUAGCGUACUUUGAAGAAUAGAGGCUGGUAGAGCCUCUGAGCCCAAAUCACCGUCAAUAUGUGACAAAAUAAAUAUCCUUUUCCUUUAAGGAUAUUAAGACCUGAAUUCUUUAGUGCCCAUUUAUUCUUAUAUACAAAAUAUAUUUCCGUGUUUUUGAAUUCCUCUUUGUUUCAAACUCUGGGGCAUGUUCACAAUACGUACUAUGUGCACUGUAUUAAAAACAGUUCUGUUUAUUCAUAA
Messenger RNA from Canis lupus familiaris (dog), 1382 nucleotides. It is a transcript of the gene NMI, whose product is annotated as N-myc and STAT interactor. NCBI's taxonomy places the organism in Eukaryota, Metazoa, Chordata, Mammalia, Carnivora, Canidae. The record is from RefSeq and is a predicted model, not a curated record. Gene Ontology annotation, cellular component: cytoplasm. Bases 236 to 1162 code for a protein of 308 amino acids. The transcript has 8 exons.